Prosopis cineraria is the source of this 2580-nucleotide messenger RNA. Its product is annotated as ubiquitin carboxyl-terminal hydrolase 27. Gene Ontology annotation, cellular component: nucleus; cytosol. The coding region runs from base 216 to 2021 and encodes 601 amino acids. Lineage: Eukaryota; Viridiplantae; Streptophyta; Magnoliopsida; Fabales; Fabaceae. Gene Ontology annotation, biological process: protein deubiquitination. Gene Ontology annotation, molecular function: cysteine-type deubiquitinase activity; cysteine-type endopeptidase activity. The record is from RefSeq and is a predicted model, not a curated record. The transcript has 11 exons.
UGUUGUGGAGGAAUUGACGAGCGCGCUCGGUUUCUUGCGGCGGGAGCCAAAAUCAGGAAUCCCAGGCUUGGAGGCUACCACCAAGAGACACAAUAAAUACUUUCCGAGACCAAACCAAACUUAAGAUUAAGCAAUACGAAGUCAGCGAACACUAGGUCCUACGCUUGCUGUCUCUGAGUGUUUAAAGUUUAAACAAAUCCAAGUUGUUAGCUUAAAUGGGAAUGGAACGCAAUGUAUAUUUGGCUGCUCUGAGUCGAAGUCUUUGGCAUAGGUUUCGAACUUUUUCUCAGAUCAGUUGGCCUCUAGCCUCUGAUGUAAGUGUAUCAAUUGCUGCCCUUGUAAGUAUUAUUGGUGCGAUAUUGGCAGUGAGAGAUGGCAAAAUGGGGAUACCAACUAGCUUGCCAUGGCCGUUUGGUGGAGAGAAUAUAUCAGAGAAGUCGAUCUUCAUAGCAGGGUUGCAAAAUCUUGGGAAUAAUUGUUUCCUUAAUGUUGUUUUACAGACUUUGGCCAGCUGCUCUUGCUUCCAGACUUUUCUUAAUAGCGUGAUCCAAGAAUUUGGAACUGAGGACUUGACAGAACGGAUGCCUCUUACAUUUGCUUUGGCUAGUUUAUUACAAGAAUUGAGCUUUGUUAGUGCAGAAAAGGUUACAUUGAGUCCACAAAAGGUUAUGCUUGCCAUGUCAGAUUACAUUCCAAACUUUAAUCUCACAAGCCAGCAGGAUGCUGCUGAAGCAUUUCUUCAUCUGUUAUGCUCUCUGAGAAAUGAGUUUGGAGAUUUUUAUGCUCCAAAAGAGAGUUCUUUAGCAGACAGUUUUGGUUCUAAUCAUAGAAUUCUUACACCACUACAGAGGGUUGGGCAGACUGAGUGGGAAAGAUGGCAACAGCUGUUUCUUGGGCCAUUGGAUGGGAUUCUUGGUAGCACUUUAACCUGUCAAAGCUGUUCAUCACAGAUCUCAUUGAGUUUCGAAUCUUUUGACUGUUUGCCACUUUCACCAGUGCUUACUGGGGGUUCCACCAUUCCAUUUGGUCGUACACUGUUGGAUUGCCUGAGGCAGUUCAUAGUUGCCGAACAUGUUGAGAACUAUCACUGCAGCCACUGUUGGCAUAAUGCUGCAAUCAAAUAUCUAUCUUUGAUGGAAGGGAAUGAGACAGAAAUUGAGAAGCUCGGUAGAUGUUCUAAAGAAGAAUUCUGUGACUGCCGAAAGCUUUAUAAUCUUGAAAAGCUACCUUGGUCAAAUAGGUUUUCUCAUACUCUGAAGCAGCUAAGUAUUGCUCGGUGUCCAAGGGUAUGCAUGCUUGAUCUUCUUUCUGCACUUUCUGUUAGAGAUAUUCUGUGCAUCCAAUUGAAAAGAGUUUCUAUGAACGUUUUUGGGGAACCAGCCAAACUGCAGGGCCAUAUUUCUUUUCCAUUGAUUUUGGAUUUGUUCCCAUUCACAACAAGCAAGCUAGGAAUAAAGAUAAAGGAGGCAGAUACACAAACACUUCCAACUACGCUGCAAACUAAUGGAAGUAAUCCCAUGCCAAGUCAAUAUAUCCAUCAAUCUGAGAGAAGUAUGUUGAAGUUGGAUGGCAUUUGUGGAUCAAGAAGAGGACAGAUAAAUUCAGCGAAUCGCAUAGAUAAUGGAUUUGUCUCCCCUGAGAAUGGACAGAAACUUCAUGGUGACACCGUGUUUCCCUGCAACAGGGGCUCCUCAGAAACCAUUCAUGGAAGCACUCAUACUCGGUUCACUGGCGAGGUGCAGGUGGGUGUAUCUAGUGAUUCAGUUUCUGAAGAAACAUGUUUGUACCAACUUGUUUCCGUUGUGCAACACUGCGGAAAAGCUGGUAGUGGGCAUUAUACCGUUUAUAGACGAGCAGGGAUGGAAUCAUCAAAUUCUUCUGAUGAUCAGUUCAAUCAGAAUCAGACUCCUCCUAUACAGUGGUUUUGCGUUUCAGAUUCUGAAGUACAUUCUGUUUCAGAGGAAAAUGUUCUUUCUGCAGAAGCCAGCUUGCUUUUCUAUGAGAAAAUUCCAGAGAACUGAAGAGGGAUAUAGUACAAUCAAUACAAGGAAUAGUGGGUCUUAUCUCAUCCUAGCCACUGGCCCAGAAUAAGCAAUCAAAGACGCCAAAAGUGGAUUGAAGGUGCUAGCCAAUAGCCAUGAAUGAUGCAAUAACUCAGAAGAACUGGACCAGUCAGCACAAUAGUUGCUGAAGUGAAGAAUACAAGCUCUGUUAACCCUUCUUUAAAAUAGGAGAGACAAGCUCUUGGGAGACAAACUCUAUCUUAGGCCUCUGCACCAAAAACAAAAAUGGAAAUCAUCGAAGUUAGGGUGAGAGUAGAAUCCUUACAGUUAAAUCAUUCCCCAUUUUAGUGAUUUUUCAUCUGGCUUAUACAUUAGAUGUACUUAAAGAAAUUUUCCUUAUGGGAAGGUUUUUAAGUGAUUAUCGUACCUUCGAGAAACCUUAGUUCUUUCUGGAGUCACAAAAUCCAAGUGAUAUUGUAUUUUUGAACCCCCAUAUUGAAUGAAUGCUAUGAAUCGGGACUUCGAAUUUGCAGGUGUAUAGAACAAUAUCAGUGCAAGUUUAUCAUAUUUUGUAUAA